AUGGUCACGCUCGGCCUGUUUGAGCUGCUGGAUGCGGCCAUCAGCGUGCCCAAGUGCACAUUUGAUUUAGUAACGUUGCAUAGGCUGCUGCGGGCCAUACUGCUGCAGCUGGGCCCAUCCGCCCAGGAGCAGCUGGAGGGGCAGCUGUGGCAGAGGGCAGAUGAACGCCAGGGCCUCUCCGCUGAGGCUGCCCCCUGCCCGCCCGCUGCCCAGGCCGCGGCUGUCCCCCAGCACGUCCUCACGGAGGCGGACAGGGAGCAGGCGGCACAGUCCCACGUCCCAGAGUAUAGCCGGGAGAAGAAGAAGCUCCAGGACUCUGUUGACGGCUUGUACAGCUUCAUGACAUCUCUGGACAGUGACGUGCAAAAGCUGAAGGACUGGCUGAGCCUCUACCCCAGCCCAGAGGAGGUACGCAACAUGAUUCAGUGGAUGGAGGCUGGCCCGCUGAGCGACAAAGCAGGAGGAGACAGAGGCAGACAAGGGGUGCCAGUGGAGGGAGCUCAGAGCCAGUCUGGCCUCGCCAAGCCCCCAACUUUGGAUACAGACACCAUGCCUGGGGCUGGCUCAGCACUGGGGCUGAGGGAAGCGGAGACACAGCCUGUGCCUGGCACUAGCCAAGGGACCAGCAAGGGCACUCCACGGACACAGCCUGGCUCCCUGGGAAUGCCAUCAGGAAUGCAGGGACCACCAAUGACCCCCGAGAAGGAGGCAGGUGCUGCUGCAGGUCAGAUGGUAUCUGAUAUCAGCAUCCAAGGGGAACAGCCAGGAAUGCCUGACACCCGGACCACCACCCUGUGGGCACAGCCACCAUCUCCUAGUGUCCAGACCUCCACCCUGGGGGCACAGCCACCAUCUCCUGGUGUCCAGACCUCCACCCUGGGGGCACAGCCACCAUCUCCCAGCUCCCAGACCUCCACCCUGGGGGCACAGCCAUCAUCCCCUGAUACCCAGACCACCACCCUGCGGGCACAGCCACCAUCUCCUGGUGUCCAGACCUCCACCCUGGGGGCACAGCCAUCAUCUCCCAACACUGAGACCUCCACCCUGGGGGCACAGCUACCAUCUCCCAGCUCCCAGACCAGCACCCUGGGGUCACAGCCACCAUCUCCCAACACUGAGACUUCCACCCUGGGGGCACAGUCACCAUCCCCUGAUACUCAGACCACCACCCUGGGGGCACAGCCACCAUCUCCCAGCUCCAAAACCACCACCCUGAGGGCACAGCCACCAUCUCCCAGCUCCCAGACCACCACCCUGGGGGGACAGCCACCUUCCCCCGACACCCAGACCACCACCCUGGGGGCACAGCCACCAUCUCCCAACACUGAGACCUCCACCCUGGGGGCACAGACACCAUCCCCCGACUCCCAAACCACCACCCUGGGGGCACAGCCAUCAUCCCCCAACACCCAGAUCUCCACCCUGGGAGCACAGCGUCCAUCCCCCGACACCCAGACCACCACCCUGGGGACACAGCCACCAUCUCCCAGCUCCCAGACCAGCACCCUGGCGGGACAGUCAUCAUCCCCCGACACCCAGACCACCACCCUGGGGCCACAGACACCAUCCCCCGACACCCAGACCACCACCCUGGGGCCACAGACACCAUCUCCCGACACCCAGACCACCACCCUGGGGGCACAGACAGCACCUCCAAGAGGGGCAGUUUUGGACACAGAGACCUCUUACCCUGGGCAAGAGUCAUCUGUGUUCUGGAGGUCCUCGGGCUCCAGCAGCCCCUUGGACCUCUACCCUGAGAUUGUGGAGGCUCUGCAACGGGUGGAGAAGCUCAGCAACCUCUACGGUGCCCUGGAGAAGGAGAUGGCCCAGCUGCAAGCCACCAAGUUGGACUCCCAAGUGAGAGACCAGGAGAGCAACGGCAGAAUCCUGGCUGAGCUGCAGGCCAAAGUGUCCUCCCUGCAGGGCCUGGGCAGCGACCUGCAGGACGAGAAGGGAAAGAUCAGGCAGCUGGAGGAGGCCCUUGGCAAGCUGGAGGUGGCUGGGACUGAAUGGAAAGCAGACCUCAGCAACCAGAUCACCCUGCAGCUGAAGUCCAGGCUGCGGGAGGUAAAGCAGGAGCUGAGGGAGCUGAGGGAGGAGCAGAAGCGGUUUGCCACGGUUGGCCAACUGCAGGAGCAGCUGGCCCAGCUGCGAGCAAUGACAGAGAGCGCAGGGCAGGAGCGGGCAGAGGCGCAGGUAGCACAGCCCGGCGGCCGCAGCGACCUCAGCGCCCAGCUGGAGCAGCUAUUCCAGCACCUUGAGAAGAUGCAGGAGCAGGUGGACUCCUUAAUCUUGCAGCAGCCCCUGGGCAAGAUGGAGAGGCAGCUGCCAGGGAAGAGCCAGGAUGAGGAGCUGCUGAGGCGCAUGCAGGAUGACAUUGUGCAGCUGCAAGCAGCAUGCAAGGAGACCAGGUCUUUCAUGGGCAACCUCCAGCAGAAGGAGGAGAUGCAGGCUGUGUUCCAGGCCCUGGAGAGGCUGGAGGAGGAGAAGGCAGAUAAGGAAGAUCUGCUGGGCAUCGAUGUGAAAGGGUACAAAGCCGCCCUGGCCAGCAAGGUCAGCUGCACCCAGUUUGACGCAACCAUGGAGCGGCUGGAGGAAACAAUGCAAGAUGUGCUCAGCCGCGUGACGCAGCAGGAGCAGGGCUGCCAGCAGCUCCAGCAGCAGCUCGCCGAGGGGAUGGAGGCCAAGGUGGACCGCCUGCAGCUGGAGGCCUUCUGGAAGCAGCUGGAGCAGCAGCAGCCCCACGCCCAUUUGCAUUGCCUGUCCUGCGACCGACCCCUCUACAUGUGUGUGCCUGGCCCGUGA
Messenger RNA from Colius striatus (speckled mousebird), 2805 nucleotides. Its product is annotated as histone-lysine N-methyltransferase 2D-like. The record is from RefSeq and is a predicted model, not a curated record. The transcript has 13 exons. Bases 1 to 2805 code for a protein of 934 amino acids. Lineage: Eukaryota; Metazoa; Chordata; Aves; Coliiformes; Coliidae.